Rhizopus microsporus ATCC 52813 is the source of this 954-nucleotide messenger RNA. Its product is annotated as S-adenosyl-L-methionine-dependent methyltransferase. The transcript has 7 exons. NCBI's taxonomy places the organism in Eukaryota, Fungi, Mucoromycota, Mucoromycetes, Mucorales, Rhizopodaceae. The record is from RefSeq and is a predicted model, not a curated record. Bases 1 to 954 code for a protein of 317 amino acids.
AUGGGCGCCAACAUUUCACACAGACGAAAGCGAGUGUCAUCAGUACAAUCAAAGAAAGAAAAAGAAUGCCCAUCGAUAACACAUAAAUCACCUACUACAUCAAAUUCAUCAGAUAGUGUCAUACUCAGUGGAAGAAAAUUUCAUAGUGACCCUAAUUCUGUUUACUGGUUACCAAGCGACGAAGAAGAGAUGGAUAGACUUGUUGGACAACACUUUGCCUUGAAAACACUAUUCGAGGGAAAUAUACCCCAAGUGGCCUUUAAAAUACUUGACUUUGAAAAAGGAGUAAAGAUUCUCGAUUUAGGAUGUGGGCCAGGCACGUGGAUUAUGGAUAUGGCCACAGAAUACCCCAACAGCGAGUUUGUCGGGAUAGACAUGUGCGAUGUAUUCCCAACGAAUAUCAGACCAGCCAAUGUUACCUUUCAAGUCUCGAAUGCAUUAGAGGGUUUACCCUUUGAAGACAACUCAUUUGAUAUAGUCAACUUCAGUUUAUUUAUUUUAGCAUUAAAGAAAGAUCAAUGGUUACCCCUCAUGAAAGAAAUUCGUCGUAUCCUGAGACCAGGUGGUCUCUUUCAUUCAAGAGAGGCUAGUAUGCUGCUUCUUGGAAAUCAGUUUGUACAAUGGGCGAGUCAAGUGUUUGAACAAAGGCUAAUAGAACGAAACCAAGAACCUGCUAUUUGUGAUAAAAUAAAGGACCUCAUGCAAGAAGCAGGGUUUGACAUUCUCUCUUGUGUAAAAAAGCAUACAUACCCAGCUCGUCCUGAUCAUUUGAGUCGCGAAUUUUUGUGGGACAUUAAACAUAUUUUUAAAGGAUGUCAACCCUUUUUACAAGAUCAUUUAGGAUUAACAAAUGAACAAUAUCCAGCAUUUUUACAACAACUAGUUACUGAAUGUCAAAAAUCACCAGAGCCUCGAUGGGAUAUGGUUUCGACUUUGGGUAGAAAAAGUACUUAG